Plectropomus leopardus (leopard coralgrouper) is the source of this 963-nucleotide messenger RNA. Its product is annotated as transcriptional repressor scratch 1-like. Gene Ontology annotation, molecular function: DNA-binding transcription factor activity, RNA polymerase II-specific; RNA polymerase II cis-regulatory region sequence-specific DNA binding. NCBI's taxonomy places the organism in Eukaryota, Metazoa, Chordata, Actinopteri, Perciformes, Serranidae. Gene Ontology annotation, biological process: regulation of DNA-templated transcription. The record is from RefSeq and is a predicted model, not a curated record.
AUGCCACGUUCCUUUUUGGUGAAGCAGCCAAAGGUUCACGAUUUCUCGUCUUCCAACUACUACCAGCAGCAGCAUUGGGACGACUCUUACACUGUGACACAUGCCAUCACAGAGUCGGCCACCAACUUGGCGGUGCGUUUGAGUGAAAACGGCUACAUCCAUGAUUACAUCAUCCCCUCAGUGUUGCAGAGCACAAAGGAGCCUGGUCAUGAGCAGACCGGGCUCUCCUCAGUGCCCCUGUACUCCCCAGGUGGCAGUGGCGGGGAAGAGUUCUCUGACCACGACAUGGAGCAUCCGGACAGCCCUGUCUCCAGUGGCACGGUGGAAUCAGACAGCAGUGGUCCUGAGCUGGAGUCGUGCAGCAUCAGUGCCUUCCUUAUCUCUGACGGCCGCUCCUGCCGCAGGCCCAACCAGAGGUGUCCCCGCAAGGGAGGCAGCCAAUCGGACAGCAGCGAGGGCAGCAGCUCGGCAGACUGCAGCCCCACCAAGGGGAAAUCCAAAGGCCGCCACAUGUGUGGCGAGUGUGGGAAGUCUUACGCCACGUCCUCCAAUUUGAGCAGACACAAGCAGACUCACCGCAGCCUGGACAGCCAGCAGGCGAGGAAGUGUCCCACCUGCCACAAAGUGUAUGUGUCCAUGCCGGCACUGGCCAUGCACAUGCUGACCCACGACCUGAAGCACGAGUGCACGGUGUGCGGCAAGGCCUUCAGUCGACCCUGGCUCCUGCAGGGCCACAUGAGGUCCCACACCGGGGAGAAACCCUUCGCCUGCGCUCACUGUGGCAAAGCCUUCGCCGACCGCUCCAACCUGCGCGCCCACAUGCAGACUCACUCGGCCUUCAAGCACUACUCGUGCAAACGCUGCCACAAAAGCUUCGCACUCAAGUCCUACCUGAACAAGCACUACGAGUCUGCCUGCUUCAAAGGGCACCAACCAGAGGACGACUGCAGCUCUGAGGACUGA